CACCGCAGGAAGCAAAGAAAGGGGUUUUUUAAUCACCAUAUGGGUUACCUUGUUCCUUUCCAUACAUGAUACCAGCCUUCGUAGAAAUCGAAACACAAAAAUCAUAACCCGUACACCCCGUAAAAAACAAAGAAAGGGGCAUUUUAACCACCAGAUGAAUUAUUCUGUUGUUUUCGCUGCUCACAACCCGAACAGUGAUCUAAGAGUCUAUGAGUCUGCUCAUAAAUAAUUUUAGCCCCACCAUCCCAACUAAUCCCAGCCCCAACCUUAUCAAUAACAACCUUAGUAUCUCCCUGAAUUCUAACAUUCUUGACCUGAGCAUCCGCACACCAUUGGAUAGCUUCUCACAAGGUCAUCAACUCCACCAGCACCGACUCCACCAACCCGGCAAAUAGCCUCCCAAACGCCACCACGACCGCCCCCGAACCAUUUUGAACCACUACACACCAAGCCAAAUGAGAAUCCCGAUAGACUGCACCAUCAAAAGAACACACCAUCUUAGCCAGAUUUUGCAACCCCGAGCCCCGAUCAUCACCCUUUAGUCACAUCCCCAUCCCCAUGUGGCUACGAAACCCCACCUCCAACCUCGGCACCCGCAGCCACUCCUCCACUAGCACAGAAAAUUGACGCACCAAACCAGUUGGAGAUGUUUCUGCCUUUUCCCUCCAUCCGGGCGGGUGGAAGCUGGAUUCAACGGCAUGGUACAUGGCGGCAUGGCUGGUGGGAAGCGAUGUUGCUUGUGACCAAGCGACAGUGGGGGUUUUCGGCUGCGGCGGAGGAGGAUACCAGAGGGAAAGAUCUGGGCUAGGGUUUGAAGACUAGAUCUUGGUUUGGGUCUUGGGUCUAGGCCCUAUUGGGUGUUGGACCUAGUUUGUUUGGGGCUGAUUAGUUUAGUUUUUUCAAAUCCGGUAGUAAUCUGAGUGUACUUUUCCGCGUGGGAUUUGACCCAAUUGCUUCUUUAAUGUACUAAUAGGGGUGUUAAAACGGUGUGGUUACCGUGGGCUUCAUUUUAACCGGUCGUAUUUGGAAAAUUUGGUUUGGUUAAUUUGGAUAAUGGUUUGGUUAAACAUUUUAGCUUGUUUGGUUUUGGUGGUUUGGUUUGGUUUCAGAUACUCUUAACCAAUCAAACCAAAUUAACUAGUUAAGUAAUUAUCCAUAUAUCUAAUAUAUAUUUUAUAUGCAUACUUAAUACUUUGCAUGACCACUCAAGAAUCAAACAUUCCUCCCUUUUUAGGCACACAAAAAAAUAAAGCUCAAUAUUGUUCCUAUAUUGUAUAUUUGUAUUUGUAGAGUGUAGACCAAAGCAUAUGGAAGACUAAUUUAGAUAAAACUCGUACAUUGUGUUGGAUGAAAACUAGAAAGGAUUGUUUUUUUCGGCCUAUGAUAAUUGUUAAGAGACUAAGUCAACUCACAAAAACACAAUAAUUCAUUAACCCCAGACCAUUGCAUAUAUUUUUGUUAGGUGAAUACUUCUAUUGAUUAUAAGAUAAUGGCAAAAUACACAUGUGCAGCCAAACUUUAACGGUUUAGCCAAAUAUAGCCACGUUUGGCGAAAUACCCAAAAUAGCCACUUCCGUCCAAUUGUUUGACGGUGUUAGUUAACGUGCUGACUGGACUAACGGAAAGGCUGGCGUGGAAACAUUUCGUAAAUAACAAUGCCACGUGGAUUUAAAUUUUAAAUACAAAAAUGAAAUAAAAAUGAAAAUCAAAAUUCACCUCUCUUCCUCAUCUACUCUGAUCCCAUCUUCUCCCCCUUAUCCCUGUACAAUUAAUCAAGAAUCCCCCAUUCACCGUCGGCCAAAAAACUCCAUCUCGUGAACUGGUUCCCUCUUCCUUCGAUUCCUUCCCUUCGAACUGAUUCCCACUUCCGUCGAUUCCCUCUUCCUUCGGCUCCUUCCCUUCGAACUGAUUCCCUCUUCCUUCGAUUCCUCCUCUUCAUCGUUGAAGUCUUCACUCCAUGAAGGAAUCCUAAGCCUCACCUUUCUCGAUCAAUUGGGCUAUGGCACCCGGGAUUCUGAUCAGAAGUUCCUUGUGUGGAGCCUGUUAUACCAAUGUCGUUAUCCAGGAAGAGAUUCUGGGCGAGAUCGGACAUUGGAAGAUCUAAGGGGAUUUCCAGAUCUGUUCCACCCGUCCUUCCCUCAAUGGCGAAGACUGACAAACUGGGCGAAGACCUGUGCUGGGCGACAAUCUGGCGAAGAUCCGACAAGCUAGGCGAAGACUGGCGCUAGACGAAGAUUGUGGAGAGGGCGGCGGAGAGAUCUAAUGAAUAAGGAUGACACGAAAUGGGAGUGACUGGUGAGGAGGCGGUGAGGGGACACUAUAGGUCUUAUCAUCCUUGGUAAGAUGCAAACGAUGAUGGAUUCUCCGUCAGAAAACAGAUCAUCUCUCAAUACCCUCAGAUUAAACAGCUCCUCGGCCAUUCCCCUCUUCUCUCUCGAUCUGUCUAGGGUGGUGUUCAGAUAUUGCACUCCAUUCCCUCUAUUCGAAUUGCAACCUCUGUCUUCUGGAUUCCUUCGUUCUCCAGUCCCCAGCCAAAUUUUAGCCUCUGCGAUUUAUCCAACGAUGAGAAACUUAGAUCAGGUGAUAGGAACUUGGAUUUCCGAUUGAAUUUUUCAAUUGGGUUUUCAGUAAAGUUUGUGCCUUUUUCCUUUUGGAAGAUUGCAGUGGUUGUAAACUUGUAAUCCUCCAUAUAUGGCGAGCAGUUCGGUGGACGAGGCCGGAAAAGAAAAUUUGAUUAUUUUAUUUUUAUGAUAUUUCAUUUAUUUCUAAAUUAAAGUAUGACAUUGCA
Linum trigynum is the source of this 2788-nucleotide messenger RNA. Lineage: Eukaryota; Viridiplantae; Streptophyta; Magnoliopsida; Malpighiales; Linaceae. The record is from the annotation of a GenBank genome assembly.